This is a messenger RNA of Styela clava, 2572 nucleotides long. RefSeq names its product translation initiation factor IF-2, mitochondrial-like. Gene Ontology annotation, biological process: translational initiation. Gene Ontology annotation, molecular function: translation initiation factor activity; GTP binding; GTPase activity. Gene Ontology annotation, cellular component: cytoplasm. The record is from RefSeq and is a predicted model, not a curated record. NCBI's taxonomy places the organism in Eukaryota, Metazoa, Chordata, Ascidiacea, Stolidobranchia, Styelidae.
AUGGCACGUUUUUACAGUUUUAAAAGUAGUCUAUGCAUGUUUAUAUACAGAUUUAUGUAAAAUUCAAAUAACAGAAUAAGAUACUAAUUUCACAGUGUAGGCUACCUGUGUGUGAUUAAGCAAAAUGAGAGGCACAAUACGGUUCUCAUAUCUUCUUCAUAAAGUUGCCAUUCAAAAGUUGAACACAGCAAAUAUAAAAACUUUAGCUUGCAUUGCAAAAUGCAGGGUUGAACGUUAUCCAUCUUGGUCAUAUCAAUCAAGUCGGGGAACUGCCCGAAGCAAAAAGCUUGCUGAGAUGAAAAGAAUGAGAGAUCUUGAAGUAGAAAAAAUAUUGAAUAAGAAAAAAAUUCCAAUGUUGACUGUGCCCGAUGGUAUAACUGUGGCUGAUCUUGCGAAGUUAGCACAAAGAACAGAGGAGCAAGUUUGUUUCAUCAAAUCCAAAAUGCAUGAUGGCAGAAGAGAAAGAUAUCACAAGAUUAAUUUAAAAGAGAAACUUUACAGACAAGAUUUAGCUCAUAUUGUAAAGCAAUUAGGUUACAGAUGUAAAUUUGAAGUCAAAGAUGUUGUUAUUACAAAAAAAGAUAAAGACAUACAUGCACAAGCAGUAACUACAGAUGAAUCUUUAUUGAAACCCCGGCCACCUGUUGUUACAGUGAUGGGUCAUGUAGAUCAUGGAAAAACAACGAUACUAGAUGCUUUACGGAAAACAUCAGUGGCUGCAGGAGAGGCCGGUGGUAUUACGCAAAGUAUUGGAGCAUUUUCUGUUCCACUUGACACAGGACAUACUGUAACUUUUCUGGACACACCAGGUCAUUCUGUGUUUACUUCAAUGAGAGAAAGAGGUGCACAGGUGACUGACAUCGUAGUAUUGGUAGUUGCAGCAGAUGAUGGAGUGAUGGAACAAACUAUUGAAUCAAUUAAUAUGGCAAAAAUGGCACAAACUUCCAUUGUUGUUGCGAUCAACAAAUGUGACAAAAAAGAUGCACGACCAGAUAUGGUAAUAGAUGAAUUAGAAGCUUACGGAAUAAAAUGUGAGGAAAACGGUGGAGAUAUUCAGGCAGUUCGGAUUUCAGCUUUAAAAAAUAUUGGUUUAGAUAAACUCGUAAAUUGCAUUUCUGCUCAAGCGGAUCAGUUGGAUUUAAAAUGUGAUCGCACUAUGCAAGCUCAGGGGGUCAUCAUCGAAUCUAAAAAAGAACAGCACCACGGAAACAUGGCCAGCGUCGUUCUUAAACAAGGCGCAAUUAAAAAUGGAGCAGUUUUAAUUGCUGGUACGAGUAUUGCAAAAGUGCGGCAAAUGUUUGAUAGCAAUGGAAGUAAAGUUGAUAAAAUCGAACCAGGUCAAGCCGCUAAUAUUAUGGGAUGGCGAUCAUUACCAACUGCAGGGCAAUUGGUUUUGGGAGUUGAAAAUGAGCAAAAGGCCAAGGCAGCUCUUAGACAAAGGGAAACUGAAAUGAAAUAUUUAGAAUCAGAUCAUGUAUGGGAAGAGGUGAAAGAUAAACGUCAAGCUGACAAAAGGGAAUAUGAAGAACUGAAAAAGAAAUAUUCUCACAAAAUUCAUCGUAAAACAGCAAGUUUUAAAGCAGCUUUUGACAAGAAUAAAAAAGAUAAUGAAAUUCCUUCAUUUAAUAUAUUAGUCAAAGCUGAUGUUGAUGGUUCCAUGGAAGCAAUCAUGAAAAUUCUUGAAUCUUAUGAUUGCGAUGAACAAUGUAAUCUGAACCUUGUUCAACAUGGAAUUGGAAAUUUAACAUUGUCAGAAUUCGAAAUAGCAAAAAAUACAGAAGCCUCAAUAUUUUUGUUCAAUACUGAUGUUCUUCAAGAAGUUAAAAAACAAGAGAAUGAUACUGUUUCAAUCAUCCAUCAUAAAGUAAUAUAUCACCUUGUUGAAGACAUAAUCGACAAAAUAAAUGAAAUAUUGCCUAUCAUUGAAGACGUCAAUAUAUUAGGUGAAUCAGAAGUUUUGAAAGUGUUCCCUGUGAAAAAGAACUUCAUUGCAGGAUGUGUUGUGAGGCAGGGAACAUUGGAAAGCAAACAACUUCAUCGUAUACUCAGAGACAAUGUUGUUGUACAUUCAGGUGUUCUCGAAUCAAUGCAGCAUCAUAACUCUAUGAUAACACUGGCCUCAGAUAAUAUGGAAUAUGGUCUUAUGUUUAAUGAAAUUAGUCCAGUCGGAAUUAAAGUUGGUGACAUAAUUCAAAGUUAUUCUUGUGAAAUGAAGAAAACUAAAAUCAACUGGCGGCCUCCUGGAUUUUGAUAAAUUUUGAAUGACUAUUCUGUGAUUCUGCAAGAGGUUUCUUGGUAAAGAUGCAUGUCUUGCCAAGACAUGUUGUCUCCACUGUCAAUGGAUGUGUGUUCACACAGGAAUAGAGUGUUGUUGGAUAGAAAAUGCUCGAAAUGUCGGAUUCGUUUGUUUUGAUAAAAUAUAUUUUUCUCAUAUUCCUAGAAUUCUCCUAUUCCCAUGUUGGUGCUUGAUGUCUUAUUUAAUUUUUGUUUCAAAAGUAUAAUUUGAUUUUUGAAUAAAAUAUCAAGUGUUAAGUAUAUUAUUAUUUUGCAAAGAAAUUUAAGAGAUAAAAAA